AUUUUUGUAAGAUGCUCUUGAAAUGUCUGAUAUUGCAGGCAAAAUUAGCAAACAAUAAUCAUGGAAAAAAAAACCCUUAAGCUUAACUUAAACUUAACCUUUUUAACACCACAUCAUAAUCGUGGUUAUUUCAAAGCUGUUUGUCUCUCACAUGCUGGGAAACUAAUGCAAAGUAACUAAAAUAUCCGUUAGUAAAUUUCAUAAUAAAUUGAAAAAGGGUAGCAGGUUGGCAUGUAGUAGUUGAAACUGUUGAAGAGAUAAUAAUAAUAAUAAUAAAAAAGAAAACAGUUAUAGCAUGGAAUUAUUUGAAAGCUCUCAUGUUUCUCAUGUUUGUUUGUUACUGUAACUGUUAAGAACUGCUGAAACAUUUUUUUCAUCAAUUAAUCGUGUGUAAUCCACAUCUACUCUGUAAUAAAAAAAGAUUAACGAUCUCAUUUGUUUGACAGCCCUGUUACAACCGAGUGUCAGUUUGUUUCUUCUGCACAUUUUCUAGAUUGCUGAUUGGAUAAAACCUGACUGGUCGUGGUCAAUGAGCUUCAGCGUGACGAUUGGAUGGACUGUUCAAGAGGCCGAACCACAUUUUCAUUGACAGUGAUAUAUGCACCAGAGCAUUGUCUUAUGUCACUGUCAAUGUUUUGUAUAUUCUUUUGCCUGAAGAUGUUUAUGUAUUUAUUUAUUUUUAAAUUGUUCACUUUUAUUUUGAAAACCAGAAGUUAUAUCUAAAUAAAUGUUGACCACAGACCAGCAGAAAAUGAAGCAAAAACAGGCCAUGCAGUCUCCUCACAGAGAGACCGUCUGUGGCUCUGGAGGUGAACCAGUGACGUCCUUCCUAACGCGAAAUGCCUCUCUUAUUCUGUCUUGUCAUUUUCCAUGUCUAUCUGUAAUGAGGUGAAUUCUUCUUUAUGUUAUUUUCACCACUCCUCUCACCGUGAAACUAUUCACGUGUGAAGCUUUUGAGUUAAGGUGUUUCUUCCUUCUUCUGUCGUACACAGAAACAUCAGUGACCUCAGUAAAUACCGGCUGCAUGACACAAUCUCUCUGACGGUCAUGAUGAACAUGCCCUACACACACAAACACAGACACCCUGUUUUGUGUUGUCUGUAAGCACGUUGGCUACCCAUAAUAACUUACCCUAUCCCUGAUCCUAUUGUUAGUUAAAGCUAAACUUCAAAAAACGCCGCUAAAUCAGUGAGGACCUUCAAAAUGUCCCCGUAAUGCCACAACAAUAAUGUUUAUCCCCACAAGUAUAGUGAUGCCAGUAGCACACAUACACACCACUGAGGAGAACACAGAGUCUGAGGCAAAAGGCACAGAGACAGUAUUGAUAAGAGAGGAAAGAAAAGACAGAGAAUAAAGGCACCAGACAAAAAACCGGCAUGGGGGCACCCCUUCACAUAACUAGAAAUGGUCACUAUGGCAACAAUUAACAUCCCAUAACUAUUUAAUGACAUGAAAUUGGUCCUAAUUGUGAUGUUGAACGGAACCAAAGGGUCAAACUGAGACCAAAGUGGCCAGAAACAAGUUGCUCUGAGAGUGACAGAUUGAUGUGAUAGAAUAUGCUGGAAGGCUCCGAGGUUAGGAGCUGCGAUCCAGAUUUGCUGGUUGGACCGGAAAGGCCAGAGGGAGGUGCCCACUGGGCCUGAGAGUCUGAAAGGUGUGGUAGACGCACAGGUGAAAACAAGGAGACAGAGAGACAGAAGAGAGGGAGGAUAGGGUGAGGCCAAACUGUGGGAUAUCACUACAUAUAUACUGUGGAAAAGAGGCUCUGACCACCGCAGAAACAACUCCAGAAGACACCAGUGGACAGUUUACAAAAAAAUACAAAAACUGAGACAAAACCAUGGCUGAGGCCCCGAAGAUUGAACUCUUCGUGAAGGCGAGCAUUGAUGCAGAAAGUGUGGGGAAUUGUCCUUUCUGUCAGAGACUCUUCAUGAUUCUGUGGUUGAAGGGCGUAGACUUUACCCUCACUACUGUGGACAUGACACGGACACCUGAUGCUUUGAAAGCUCUGGCUCCAGGCUCUCAGCCGCCCUUCCUCAUCUGCAACGGCGAAGUCAAAACUGACACCAACAAAAUUGAGGAGUUUCUGGAAGAGACCUUAGCUCCACCACAUUACAAAAAACUAUGCUGUCGAUACAAGGAGUCCAACGGUGCCGGAGAAGACAUUUUCCGGAAGUUUUCUGCAUACAUUAAAAACCCCAACCCAAGCCUAAAUGACAUGCUGGAGAAUAAGUUUCUAGUUACUCUUGUGAAGCUCGACAAGUAUCUGGAGACUCCUCUGCCUCACGAACUGGACCAGAAUCCAAAUGCCAACACGUCCACACGCCUGUACCUAGACGGCGACAGCCUCUCACUGGCAGACUGUAACCUGCUUCCCAAACUGCACAUUGUCAAAGUGGUGUGUAUGGAAUACCGAAAAUUUGACAUCCCUCCACAGCUGAAAGGUCUGACGCGUUACCUAACUAACGCCUACAAACAGGAUGAGUUUCGUUACACCUGCCCACGUGACUCAGAGAUCCUCCUGGCUUAUCGCUCUGUGGCCAAGUACCUGAACAUGUAGAGGUGUUAUCAGGAAACAUCGAAGCAACGUUGAAGUCGUGAAGAAAAAUGAUUUAAGAGGAAAAAACCAGCAUGUUUGAGUGAUAUGUGUCUGGAUGUUGAGAAUUUAUUAUGAUGAGAUGUUGUUGUCAUUAAUUUUCCUUAAUUGUGUUGUAGCUAUUUAGUGUUUCUGAGUUUGUAUCACUGCAUGCUGGAGCUGUGCUGAUUGUGGAUUUUUUAUUUAGCCCCAUUUAGAGAGUGAAAAAGCACUGCAAAUCCCACAGUUUUCUCUCUAAUUGUGCAUGCACACUGUGUCAAGGCUAUUACUCACUGUUGAUUGCAGUUGUUUGAUUGCUGUUUUGUCUGGAAGGAUUGAUAGAAAGAAUCUUACCACAUGAAAGUGAAAGCUGAAAACAUGGCUGUGGAUGUUUACAUGGAAUUAUGAUGGAGAGUCAGAGGAGCAGAAUUGAUUUGUUGAAGAUGCAUAAUGGAAUGAUGGAAGUGAAUGUGAGUAAAGAUGUAGUAUUCUUCAUAUUUAAUGUAUGUAAAUGCUGCUUGUGACUUUUAGUAUUUGUUUUGUGCUUAGUUUUCUAUUCUGUAGAAACUCUCCUGUUUGAGUUUAUCUAACAACAAAAAGAGAUAAUAUUAUUAAUAAUUUAAUAACUAAGUGUUUAAUAUCGAGAAUGGGAACAUCAUUUGUGAUGGUAUUGAUACCAAAAUACAUGUAAAACAAUGUUUUGUGUAUUUCUGCUGUCUGGUGAAGAGGGAUUGUUAAUCAGCAAGAAGACGCUACUGAUGCUACAGUGAAGUGAAAAUCAUAGAUGGAAUUACACCUUUAAAAUGUAAUUGUACUUCUAUUGUUGAAUGUAUUUUUUUCUUAGUAAUAGUAAUAAAACUUUGUAACAACAAUGGCAACAUCUGAUUAACUUGCUAUACAAUUAAAGAAUACAACACUGUAAUAUUUUAUCGAUGGA
Molecule: messenger RNA, 3512 nt
Organism: Cynoglossus semilaevis (tongue sole)
Lineage: Eukaryota; Metazoa; Chordata; Actinopteri; Pleuronectiformes; Cynoglossidae
Gene: clic3
Product: chloride intracellular channel 3
Exons: 7
Coding region: 1841-2560 (239 amino acids)
Source: RefSeq, a predicted model, not a curated record